This is a messenger RNA of Verticillium dahliae VdLs.17, 1983 nucleotides long. Its product is annotated as acetyl-coenzyme A synthetase. Lineage: Eukaryota; Fungi; Ascomycota; Sordariomycetes; Glomerellales; Plectosphaerellaceae. Gene Ontology annotation, molecular function: acetyl-CoA synthetase activity; AMP binding. The transcript has 4 exons. Gene Ontology annotation, cellular component: cytosol. The coding region runs from base 1 to 1983 and encodes 660 amino acids. The record is from RefSeq and is a predicted model, not a curated record.
AUGGCCGAAGGCGAGCAACAGAAGACACCAGUGGUGGCCGAGGCCCACAAUGUCGACACCUUCCACCCUCCUCAGAAGAUGCUUGACAAUCUCGAGGAGUACCAGAGGCUGUACAAGGAGUCCAUCACGGAUCCCACAAAGUUCUGGGGCGAAAAGGCACGCGAGCUCCUGUCCUGGUACACCGACUUCCAAACCGUCCGCAGCGGCUCCUUCGAGGGCGGCGACACAGCCUGGUUCGUCGAGGGCACCCUCAACGCCUGCUACAACCUCGUCGACCGCCACGCCUACAAGGACCCCAACCGCGUGGCCAUCAUCUACGAGGCCGACGAGCCCGAUGGCGGCCGCAAGGUCACCUACCAGCAGCUUCUGCGCGACGUCUCGCAGGUCGCCUGGGUCCUGCGCGAGAUGGGCGUCCGCAAGGGCGAUACCGUUGCCAUCUACCUGCCCAUGAUUCCCGAGGCCCUCGUCGCCAUCCUCGCCUGCAUCCGUCUCGGCGCCGUCCACUCGGUCGUCUUUGCCGGCUUCUCCGCCGACUCGCUGCGCGAUCGUGUCAUUGACGGCAAGUCGCGCGUCGUCAUCACCUCGGACGAGGGCAAGCGCGGCGGCAAGCUCAUCGGCACCAAGAAGAUUGUCGACGACGCCCUGAAGCAGUGCCCCGACGUCUCCCACGUCCUCGUCUACAAGCGCACCGGCGCCGACGUGCCCUUCACCGAGGGCCGCGACUGGUGGUGGCACGACGAGGUCGAGAAGUGGCCCACCUACUUCCCCCCCGUCCACGUCAACGCCGAGGACCCCCUGUUCCUCCUCUACACCUCGGGCUCCACCGGCAAGCCCAAGGGCGUCAUGCACACGACGGCCGGCUACCUCCUCGGCGCCGCCUGCACCGGCAAGUACGUCUUUGACAUUCACGACGGCGACCGCUACUUCUGCGGCGGCGACGUCGGCUGGAUCACGGGCCACACGUACGUCGUCUACGCGCCGCUGCUGCUCGGCGUGACGACGGUCGUCUUCGAGGGCACGCCCGCCUACCCCAACUUUUCGCGCUACUGGGACAUCAUCGCCAAGCACGAGGUGACGCAGUUCUACGUCGCGCCGACGGCGCUGCGCCUGCUCAAGCGCGCCGGCGACGAGCACGUCAAGGCCGACAUGAAGCACCUGCGCGUGCUCGGCUCCGUCGGCGAGCCCAUCGCCGCCGAGAUCUGGAAGUGGUACUUUGAGACGGUCGGCAAGGAGGAGGCCCACGUCGUCGACACGUACUGGCAGACCGAGACGGGCUCCAACGUCAUCACGCCGCUCGCCGGCGUCACGCCGACCAAGCCCGGCAGCGCCUCGCUGCCCUUCUUCGGCAUCGAGCCCGCCAUCAUCGACCCCGUGUCCGGCGACGAGAUCCACGGCAACGACGUCGAGGGCGUCCUCGCCUUCAAGCAGCCCUGGCCCAGCAUGGCCCGCACCGUCUACGGCGCCCACAAGCGCUACAUGGACACGUACCUCAACGUCUACAAGGGCUACUACUUCACCGGCGACGGCGCCGGCCGCGACCACGAGGGCUUCUACUGGAUCCGCGGCCGCGUCGACGACGUCGUCAACGUCUCGGGCCACCGCCUCUCCACCGCCGAGAUCGAGGCCGCCCUGCUCGAGCACCACUCCAUCGCCGAGGCCGCCGUCGUCGGCGUCGCCGACGAGCUCACCGGCCAGGCCGUCAACGCCUUUGUCGCCCUCAAGGACGCCACCGCCGCCGGCGACGCCCUGCGCAAGGAGUUCAUCAUGCAGGUCCGCAAGAGCAUCGGCCCCUUUGCCGCCCCCAAGGCCGUCUUCAUCGUCCCCGACCUGCCCAAGACGCGCUCCGGCAAGAUCAUGCGCCGCAUUCUGAGGAAGAUCCUCGCCGGCGAGGAGGACCAGCUCGGCGAUAUCACAACAUUGUCAGACCCGUCCAUCGUCGAAAAGAUUAUCAACCUCGUGCACGAGGCCAAGGGAAAGAAAUGA